AGAGAAUCUCGUACAUUUGCAUGUUUUGAUCGAUGAAAAUCAAAGGAAAGUCAAAAAAUCCUUAUUUUUCCAAUUUUUCCCGAUUUUGUGCAUGAAUGUGACUGAAUUUGUGAUAAAGUUACUAAAUCUCAUUCUCAAAGUGAGAAAAAAGUGCAAAAACACUUAAAGUACACUAGAAAAUUGCUUUUAGUGUUAUCCUUUGGAGUUCCUUUGCGGAAGACGCGGCUUUUUUUGCGCGCCAAAAUCCAUCGGCGAGGCAAAAAAUCCUUUUUGUCCUGAAAGACAAUUUCGAUAAUUUCUCCUGCAAGUUUUCCUAUAAUCCAGUGAUUAGAAAAUCCAUCCGUGGUGAAUUCAAACAUCAGGGAAUGUUCCGGAGUGAAUGAUUUGGAAGGAAAAAAUGAAUCUCCUGGAAGAAGAAAUCCCAUCAUUUUACAUCUCUAAAUCUUCAACGAAGAAUUAUCCAUUGUUCCAAGUUGAUAUUUUGGAUCGAAGAGUUGAGGUUCAUUUGGAAAAAGUUGAUACAACGGAGAUCUCAAAUGAUGCCGAAGAGAAGUUAAUCAAGGAGCCCCCUGAUAGUGAAGGAGUAGUAGAGUCAUCGGGUGCAGAGAAGCUCCCAGUGGGGACACUCAUGUGGGCAACAUUGUCCAAAUACCCAUACUGGCCAUGUAUUGUGGCUUCAGAGACUGAAGAUGACGGGAAGUGUCUUCAUGUUAGAUUCUUCGGGGAUCACGGGAGGAAUGGGUGGGUGACACAUUUCUUUCAAUUUAAUGGGAAAGAUGACUUCCUCGCACAGAAAGGUUCCGGGAAGAAAUUCAAUGUGAAUUACCACUACCGGAAGCAGUGGGAGACUGCAGUGAAAGAAGCUGAGGAGUUCCUUGAAUAUCCCAUUGAGAAGCGUCUGCAAUCCUUCAGGAAGCUUGUUGAGAAGCAGAAAAAAGCCUUAUUGAAGGAAGUUAGAAAAAAGCGUAAGCCUCCAAGGAAUUCCCCUGCAGAUGGUGGGGAUAGGAAGAGAUUGAAAUUAGAUGAAGCAGAGCAGGGUCCGUGGCGUGGAGAUUUACUGCCGGUAUUCCCGCUUGCAAUGCGAGAAAAAUCCACAGAGCUGUCUGAGAGUGGAAUUAGCACAUCCGGAAGCAUUAGUCCGUGCCCAACGCUUGAUUUGGGCACUAUAACACCCAUCCGGGUAACUCCGGAGCCAAUGGUGAAGGUAUCCAAGCAGCUGGACAUUGAAGCCUUCUUCCGGUUGAAUCAAAAUCAAAUUCACACGGAACUCACGCUGAACCUCCGGAAGAGCCAUCGAAAUGUCUGUCGCUUCUGCGGAAGCUCCAAGGGGGGCAUGGUGAAGUGCACGGGGCGCUGUGGGGAAUCAUUUCACCACAAAUGCAGGAUAAUCAAUGUUGAUCUCUCAAAUCGUCCCAAAUUCCCCGUGACUGGAGAUCAGGACUGGAUGGAGGAUUCCCCGAGUGAUGGUGGUGAUCACAUGUGCCCAGAAUGCUCAGAUGAUCCCAAGGUGUGCUUUGUAUGCGGCAAAUCCAUUGCACCGGAUGACGGGAAGCAGUGUAUGGAGAGAUCCUGCAUGAGAUCCUAUCAUCAGGAGUGUCUGAAGAUUUGGCCACAAGCAAAGAUGAGUCAUGCACAGAAAUUCACUUGUCCCCAGCAUUUGUGUCACAUCUGUGCAUCAGACGAUCCAGCUGGUCAUCAAGUUGACCGGAAGUCAAAACUCCUUCGAUGUAUUCUCUGCCCCAGUACAUACCACAGCACGCCAAAAUGUAUUCCAGCCGGAUGUGAAGUCUUGUCAGGCACGCGCCUCAUUUGCCCCAAACACUGGCCAUUGGCGUCGAAGCAGAUCAAUGUGAAUUGGUGCUUCAUCUGUGCCCAAGGCGGUACUCUUCUGUGCUGCGACAGUUGCCCCAUUGCUGUUCACGAGGCGUGUGCAAACACAACAGCCACGGAGGCUGCCAGUUAUAUUUGCGAUGAUUGCGAAUCCGGAAGAACGUUGGUUUACGGGGAUCUCGUGUGGGCCAAACAAGCACACUACCGCUGGUGGCCUGCCUUCAUUGUCACCGAAAACUGCAUCCCGGAAACUCUGCAGAACACCCCACACAAUCGCGGGGAUAUUGGAACGUACUUCCUGGGUUCACACAACUGGGCGUGGUUGCCGCGUAAACGAAUGUUCCUCUACCAGGAAGACGAUGGGAAGGGCAAGAGUAGCAAUCGCCUCAAGGGGUCCUUCACAAAAUCCCUCGAUGAGGCAAAAAUUCUCUGUCAAGUCAGUAGGAAGAUGCAGCAAGAUGACAAGUCCGAUGUGAGGGUUCGCAUGGAACCACCGCCGCCGUACAAAAGGAUCAAAUGGAAUCAAUUUGUUGCCCCGGUAAAGAUGCGCGACACACUGAUGCAACAGGAUAAAUUAAUAGAGCAGUGCUCGUGCAAGAAUCUAAUGGAAUUGGACAAGUGCGGUGCGCAGUCGUCGUGCAUGAAUCGCUACUUGCAAAUUGAGUGCAGCGAUGAGAUUUGCGCAUCGGGCAGGGAGUGCCAGAAUCGACGCUUCACACGGUGUGAGUAUCCAGCAACGGAGAUCAUUCGUACACAGAGUCGUGGCUGGGGAUUGGUGACAAGUGAGGAGCUGCACGAGGGAGAUUUUGUCAUUGAGUACGUUGGGGAGAUUCUCAAUAGUCAGCAAGUUGAGCAACGCAUCAAGCACAAGCAGGAGACUCGGAAUAAUGUCUACUACUUCCUCACACUCACAAAUAACCUGACCAUUGAUGCUGAGCACAAGGGCAAUGUAUCGCGAUUCAUUAAUCACUCAUGUGAUCCCAAUUGUAUGGCUCAAACGUGGACGGUGAAGGGAGCAACGCGUGUGGGCAUAUUUGCCAUUAAGGACAUUCCGAAGGGAACUGAAUUAACUUUUGACUACAAGUGGGACAAUCAUGAUACAGCUGGAACAAUCUGUCAGUGUGGGGCAACUACGUGCUCUGGUUCAAUUGGGGGCAAUCGGAAGCCACGGCUGAACGUUUCCCAGCGGAAAAUUGUUAAAGAAACCAAAAGGACCGAACCUGCAUCACAUUGAUGACUCUUCUUCUUAGCUCAAUCUUUUGCAUGAGUACAACAAUCAGAAGCCAACUGAUUUCAAGCAACUUUUGGGCACAUGUUUAGUAAAGAAAAGAAUGUUAGCAUAAAAGCAUAAAAAUAGGAAAAUUAAACUUUGAAAAAAAAAAUGUUUGAAAUAUGAAAAACAAAAUAUACGUACUGACUUUUUGAAAGAAA
Molecule: messenger RNA, 3261 nt
Organism: Lutzomyia longipalpis
Lineage: Eukaryota; Metazoa; Arthropoda; Insecta; Diptera; Psychodidae
Product: histone-lysine N-methyltransferase NSD2-like
Exons: 5
Coding region: 380-3064 (894 amino acids)
Biological process (GO): regulation of DNA-templated transcription
Cellular component (GO): chromatin; nucleus
Molecular function (GO): histone H3K36 methyltransferase activity; protein binding
Source: RefSeq, a predicted model, not a curated record